AUGGCGUCCUUCGGAAAUAUUGAACGUUUCAACGUUAACGAUUCGAAAAGCUGGGACUCUUACAAGGAACGCCUCGACUUUUACUUGACCGCUAACGACAUAACGGACGCGGGAAAGAAAAAGGCCGUAUUUCUGAGCAUCUGCGGACCGGCGACCUACGACAUAAUUCGAUCGCUCAUAGCACCAAUGAAGAAAAAACAUUCAAAACAAAAACCAAAAGUGAACCAACAAUCUAGUGAAAGCAAUUUCAAAAACGUGCCACAAAAUGAGCACAGUUCGGAAGACCAGGUGUACCAUUUUUCGCUUAACAAUGUGAAAUCGGACAGCAUCACUGGUAAAUAUCUGGUAGACGUCCUCCUGAAUAAGAAACCGAUAAGAAUGGAAAUCGAUUCGGGCGCUGGAUAUUCCAUAAUAUUCAAAUCAACCUUUCAAAAACUUUUCAUGGACAAUCCUCCAAAAGUGAAACCAUGUAACUUAAUUCUACUAGAUUACCAAAACCAGCUAAUUUCGACAAUUGGCGAGUGUUACGUGAACGUACAACGAGGACAAAAAAGUGCUACCCUUCCAGUUAUUGUUACUGAAGGCAACCGAAGGAAUAAAUCAGAUAAAUCAGACCUUGUCAAGGAAUACCUGGAAGUAUUGGAGUCAACUCUAGGGAAAUUCAAAGGGCCUCCCGUAAGUUUUUCCUCAUAUCCGAACAUCAAGCCUAUCGUUCUCAAAGUCCGAAAGAUACCGUUCGCUUUAAAGGACAAGAUUGAUCGUGAAUUGGAUAGACUUGUCGAUCAAGGUGUGCUGGAGCCAGUGACUCAUCCAAAACGGGCCACUCCCAUUGUUGUUGUCGCCCAGGACAAUGGUGACGGAACAGCUCUAGCAGGUGGUAAAAUAUUCGCAAAACUAGACAUGGCUCAAGCUUACCUGCAGUUGAGUGUAGAUCAAGAAGCUGCAGACGCACAGACCAUUAUCACACACAAAGGACCUUUUAGGAGCAAACGCUUACAAUUUGGUGUCUCCGUGGCACCCCAAAUUUUCCAACGUUUCAUGGACAUGAGACUCACCGGAAUCCCAGGAGUUCUUCCAUAUUACGACGACAUUCUCAUAGUUGGACAUUCCGAAACAGAUUUGGACCGUAAAGUGCGUGAAGUACUUACCCGUUUUCGAGAAGAUGGACUUAAUCUACGCCGUGAUAAAUGCAUUUUUCACACGAAAUCUAUAGAAUUUUUAGGUUUUAGUAUUAGUGCAGAGGGAAUUCGACCGACCAAAGAGAAGGUGAAAGCAAUUGUUAACGCGCCUGCGCCAACCAACAAAACGGAAUUGCAAGCUUUCCUCGGUUUGAUAAAUUUCUACCACGUUUUUCUUGAAGACAAAGCAACGAUUGCUAAUCCAUUGCAUGAUCUGCUACAUAAAGGUCUCUUGGCAGUGGCAUGCAGAACAUGA
This is a messenger RNA of Cylas formicarius (sweet potato weevil), 1434 nucleotides long. RefSeq lists its product as uncharacterized. The record is from RefSeq and is a predicted model, not a curated record. Lineage: Eukaryota; Metazoa; Arthropoda; Insecta; Coleoptera; Brentidae. Bases 1 to 1434 code for a protein of 477 amino acids. The transcript has 4 exons.